AUGGCCAUAGCAGCGACUAUUCCUCCUCCGUCUGCGGACUGGAAAGGAGACAGUGAAGCCAACCCUCACUUCAAGUCUCUAGGAAAACUUUCAUCUCCAAUCAAUCGAAAAAUCGAGCCUUACGGUGCACAAUUUCUGGCCUAUGCACGCCGCAAGCGCCAUGGUCGCACUUUCUCUGAAGAUGACCGUAUUCAGGCUCUCUCCAAGGUCAAGAAGUCAGAGGAUGACGACGAUGGGGAGAUCAGUGAGCCUGAAGAUCCUAUGAUGCUGGCUCGAGAUGCCAAAGACUGGAAGGGACAAGAUCACUAUGCCGUGCUUGGUCUAUCGAAAUACCGAUACAAAGCCACCGACGAACAGAUCAAGAAGGCCCACCGCAAGAAGGUCCUGAAGCAUCACCCUGACAAGAAAGCAGCCGCCGGCCAUGCCGACGAGAACGACUCUUUCUUCAAGUGCAUCCAGCGCGCCCACGAGAUUCUCACCGACCCCGUGAAACGCAGACAGUUCGACUCGGUGGAUGAAGAAGCCGACGUUGCACCCCCGACAAAGAAGGACAUCACAAAGCCCAGCGCUUUCUACAAGAAGUGGAAUGCAGUCUUCCAGAGCGAAGCACGCUUCAGCAAGAAAACCCCUGUCCCAGUCAUCGGCGACGACAACAGCACAAAAGAAGACGUCGAAGAGUUCUACGACUUCUGGUAUAACUUCGACUCGUGGCGCACAUUCGAGUACCUCGAUGAAGACGUCCCCGACGACAACGAGGGUCGCGACCACAAACGACAUAUCGAGAAGAAGAACGCCAACGCUCGUCGAAAGCGCAAGUCCGAGGACAUCGCGCGCCUGCGCAAACUCGUCGACGACUGUCUCGGCAUGGACGACCGGAUCAAGAAGUUCCGACAGGCGGCGAACGCAAAUAAGAAUAAGAAGCGGCUGGAGAAGGAAGCCGCCGCGAAGCGCGAGGCCGAGGAGAAAGCCAAGGCUGCCGAGGAGGCAGAACGCAAGAAGAAGGAGGACGAGGAGCGCUCCAAGGCCGAGAAGGAGCAAGGUAAGAAGGCCAAGGAGGCCGCAAAGAAUGCUGUGAAGAAGAACAAGCGUGUCGUCAAGGGCAGUGUCAAGGACGUCAAUUACUUUGCGGACGGUGCUGAAGCCAGCCCCAAGCAGAUCGACGAGGUUCUGGACGAUGUCGACAAGGUCUUGGGUAACAUCGAUGCCGACGAGUUAGCGGAUAUGGUCGCGAAGUUGAACGUCGCGGGCAAGGACGCUUCCAAAGUCAAGCAGACUUUCAGCGCCAGUGCUGGUGCUUUGGUUGGUGCCGGCAAGUUGAAGGAGGCAGACCUAAAGGUCUUCAAGUGA
Molecule: messenger RNA, 1347 nt
Organism: Exophiala bonariae
Lineage: Eukaryota; Fungi; Ascomycota; Eurotiomycetes; Chaetothyriales; Herpotrichiellaceae
Exons: 2
Coding region: 1-1347 (448 amino acids)
Biological process (GO): regulation of translational fidelity; 'de novo' cotranslational protein folding
Cellular component (GO): cytosol
Molecular function (GO): ribosome binding; Hsp70 protein binding
Source: RefSeq, a predicted model, not a curated record